Molecule: messenger RNA, 1561 nt
Organism: Abrus precatorius (Indian licorice)
Lineage: Eukaryota; Viridiplantae; Streptophyta; Magnoliopsida; Fabales; Fabaceae
Product: pentatricopeptide repeat-containing protein At1g77170, mitochondrial
Exons: 1
Coding region: 37-1431 (464 amino acids)
Biological process (GO): RNA modification
Molecular function (GO): protein binding; RNA binding
Source: RefSeq, a predicted model, not a curated record
GGGAGGACGAGGAUGUAGCAGCACCACGUUACUAUUAUGUCUAUCAUUCCUAAUCAUAUUUGGCAGAUGUCUAGUUUCAUACAACUUAGAUUCCUCGUUUCUUGUCGUUGUUUAUCUACCCAACGUUGUACUACUCGAUCUUUUGUGGAUUCUGGGAACGACCGUGUUACCUUGAUAGCUACUCAGCUGUCUAAUUGUACUUGUGUACCGGAAGUUAACCAAGUGUAUGCGCACGUUCUAAGGACGCACUUUUUGAUCUCCUAUCCGGCACCAUUUAAUUGGAACAAUGUUAUAAGAUCAUACACUAGGCUAGAGGCUCCACUCCACGCGCUUCGGAUCCAUGUUUCCAUGUUGCGGGCAGGGGUUUUGCCCGAUUGUUACACCCUUCCCGUUGUGCUCAAGGCCUUGUGCCAAUCUUUUGAUAUUAAGCUUGGCAAACAGGUUCAUUCUGUUGGUAUCAAGCUUGGACUUCAAUCUAACGAGUACUGCGAAACGGGGUUUAUAUGUUUGUAUUUUAAAGCUGGAGAAUUUGGAAGUUCCCGUAAGGUGUUUGACGAAAAUCCUGACCCAAAGCUUGGUUCUUGGAAUGCUGUGAUAGGUGGUCUUUCCCAAGCUGGUCUUGCCAGGGAUGCGAUACGUGUGUUUCUUGAUAUGAAGAGGAGCGGAUUUGUGCCGGAUGGUGUCACUAUGGUGAGCGUCACGUCGGCUUGUGGAAGCAUUGGUGACUUCAACCUGGCUCUCCAGUUGCAUAAAUGUGUUUUCCAGGCUAAAGAAGCUGAGAUAGUUGACAUUUUGAUGUUGAAUUCGCUGAUUGAUAUGUAUGGAAAGUGUGGGCGAAUGGACUUGGCUUACAAAGUUUUUGUCACGAUGGAGGAACGGAAUAUAUCAUCAUGGACAUCCAUGAUUGUGGGCUAUGCGAUGCAUGGACAUGUGGAGGAAGCGCUUGAAUUCUUCGGGCGUAUGAGAGCGGCUGGAGUGAAGCCAAAUUAUGUGACUUUUAUUGGUGUACUUAGUGCUUGUGUGCACAGUGGGACAGUUCAUGAAGGAAGACGUUACUUUGAUAUGAUGAAGAAUGUUUAUGGCAUAACCCCCCGAUUGCAACAUUAUGGAUGCAUGGUGGAUCUGCUGGGUCGAGCAGGAUUGCUUGAUGAUGCCAGAAAAUUGGUGGAGGAGAUGCCUAUGAAGCCAAAUUCAGUAGUAUGGGGGUGUUUGAUGGGUGCGUGUGAAAAAUAUGGGAAUGUGGAUAUGGCCGAAUGGGUAGCUAAGCAUUUGCAAGAAUUGGAACCUUGGAAUGAUGGUGUUUACGUGGUAUUGUCUAAUAUCUAUGCCAAUAAAGGCUUGUGGAAGGAGGUGGAGAGAAUCAGAUCGGUCAUGAAAGAAGGAAGACUUGCUAAGGUUCCUGCAUAUAGCCUGACGACAAAUUCAGAUUAAAGAUUCAAUAAUAAUCUAUUUUUGCAUUGAGGAUUGGAGAAUCAAUUAUAGUUCUGCUUCUGUCGAUCAUGACUUGAAAAUUGAAAUUUUGUUUUCAGUGAUAAAUACUCCAUAAACACAAGAUAUUUCU